GGCUCGGAUUGGUUGCCAGCAGACAGACAGGACCGUGCACCCUCUCCCGCGGGAACAACACUCGAGCUUUUCCAGCAGUUUUUCGCAUUUUCCAUCGCACUUCCAUCGCUUAACGCUUUUCCUGCGUUACCGACAGUGAGAGAGAGAGAGAAUUAGAGUGACAGCUUGCGCUGUUCCGGACCGAGCAAGACCGACAGAACCGGGGGUUGUUUGUUCUUUGCGGUAAAAUAUACUCUCGAGUGCCCUGGACGGCGGGGCGGAUUCGCUCGAAUGUUUGUUUACUCUGAUUGCGUCACGUAGAACAUUGUCCACCGGUGGAAAGGAAGCGCGAAACGUUUUGGAAAGGAAAGUGUUCAAGUCCUCCAUUUUUCGGCGAAGGAAAAGCCAAAUUUUACCAACACAACAUUUAGUGCCGUGCCGGGGAAAGUGAAUAGAAAAUCGAAAUAGCAAUCGAAGUGAGUGAGUUUUGUGUUCCAAAAUAGAAACCCCUUAGGUCCUUGGGCGCCCAGCCGGUGCGGAGAACGGAGAUUGGUCUAUCCGGGUGUUUAGCAGCUGCAGUUCGUCCGCGGAAAUUGCCUAAGGGGCAUCGAUUAAACAAAACAACCACACCACACCAAAACGACACGAUGUCCUGGAGAUACGCGUAUCUGACUCACUAUCGGAAUAACGAUAAAAUGGCCGACCAGACGACGGGCCGGCAGCUGCAGCGAAUCCUCCACUACUCGGUCACCCCGUGCCGGCCCAUGCUCGGCCUCCGUCGCUCCGAAUGUGCAUUAUACGACGUUGACUGUGAUGAAGUCUACCCCAGGCUGUACAUUGGUGAUGCAAACUCAGCUAGAAACAAACAGUAUUUGCGACUGAUCGGUAUCACGCACGUGCUCAACACGGCGGAAGGAACACGCUUCGGUCAGGUCGAUACGGGCCACAGCUACUACCGUGACAUGUCGGGCAUCAGGUGCACUUUCAGGUACAUGGGCUUCCCGAUGAUCGAUCAGCCCUCGACCGACAUCAGCCGAUACUUUUACAUCGCCUCCAAGUUCAUCGAGAACGGAAUAAACAGUGGUGGUAAAGUGUUGGUACACUGCAUGAUGGGUAUGUCCCGGUCGGCAACCUGUGUGCUGGCGUAUUUGAUGAUCGCUCGCAAGAUGACGGCCGCCGAAGCGGUACGGACUGUGCGGAUGCACCGUGAUAUACGCCCGAACGAAGGAUUCCUACAGCAGCUGGCCGAUCUGGACAACGAGUUGAAGCGAGACCGGCUGUACUAUUGACUCGAGUGUGGUCAACGGAUCAGGAAGAAAUAGAACCGAACGACCGACCAACCGACCGGCAGGACCGCACCGAUCACUGUUAAUUACAUUAAUCCGUUAAAGGAGUACCCACGGGUUGUUAAU
Molecule: messenger RNA, 1391 nt
Organism: Anopheles aquasalis
Lineage: Eukaryota; Metazoa; Arthropoda; Insecta; Diptera; Culicidae
Product: dual specificity protein phosphatase 3
Biological process (GO): negative regulation of MAPK cascade; protein dephosphorylation
Cellular component (GO): cytoplasm
Molecular function (GO): MAP kinase phosphatase activity; protein tyrosine/serine/threonine phosphatase activity
Source: RefSeq, a predicted model, not a curated record